GAAAGUUUAAAAUAUUGGGGAAUAAGAAUCAAUGAAGUGGUUGUCGUCUCAUCUUCCUCCACCGACCUCAACCAGCCAGAACAGGAGGGGUUCAUCUUCCAACUUCAUCGCCCAUGGAGACCAACGCAUCAGAAACCGCAGGAAAACCCAUAAAAUGCAGAGCUGCAGUAUGCAGAAGAGCAGGAGAGCCACUGGUGAUGGAGGAGAUACAGGUGGACCCGCCGAAGGCAUGGGAGGUUCGCAUCAAGAUCAUCUGCACCUCCAUUUGCCACACCGACGUCACUUUUUGGAAGAUGGAUUCGGGUCCACUUGCUGUUUUCCCGAGGAUCUUGGGUCACGAAGCCGUUGGGGUGGUUGAGAGUGUGGGUGAGAAGGUGGAGGAGGUGAAGGCAGGGGACACGGUGUUGCCUGUGUUCUCUCCCAACUGCGAGAAGUGCAGAGAUUGCAAGUCCGCCAAGAGCAACAGCUGCUCCGUUUUCGCGAACCGGCCUCCCAGUCUAGGGAUGCAGAGGGACGGGACCGGCAGGUUUAGCGGGGCAAAGGAUGGGGAGGCCUUACAUCACUUCUUGGGAGUGUCCAGCUUCACGGAGUACACGGUGGUGGACGUGGUUCACGUUGUCAAGAUCAGCUCCCCCAUCCCCGUCGACCGGGCCUGCCUCCUCAGCUGCGGUGUCUCCACGGGAGUAGGAGGUGCAUGGAAGGUGGCCGACAUAGAACAAGGCUCCUCCGUCGUCAUCUUUGGUCUUGGAGUGGUGGGACUUGCGGUAGCAGAAGGCGCAAGGCUGAGAGGAGCUUCGAAGAUCGUAGGAGUGGACUUGAAUCCUGACAAGUUCGAAAUAGGAAAGAAGUUCGGGAUCACCGAUUUUGUCAACCCUGAGGCUUGUGGAGAGAAGCCAAUCAGUGAGAUGAUCAAAGAAAUAACGGAUGGGGGUGCAGAUUACAGCUUCGAAUGCGUCGGAUUGGCUUCAGUGAUGGCGGACGCCUUCAACAGCAGCCGAGAGGGCGGAGGUAAGACGGUAAUACUCGGGGUGGAGAUGCGAGGGGCACCGCUGAGCCUGGGCUCCUACGAGAUCAUGAAAGGCCGGACGGUGAUCGGCUCCUUCUUCGGCGGCCUGAAACCCAAAUCCGACCUCCCUCUCCUCGCUCAGAAGUACCUGGAUCAGGAGCUCAACUUGGAUGACUUCAUAACGCAGGAGGUGAGCUUCCAGGACAUCAACCAGGCUCUGGAUUUGCUGCUUCAUGGGAAAAGCCUCCGCUGCAUCAUAUGGAUGGAUAGAUAGUUUGCCACUUUCAUUCGUCACGGCGAUGUCGAAUGAAAUCAUUUCCACAUGUAACACAUACGAUCGAUUCGUGCAUUCGAUUUCGAUAUUUAUUGUUGUA
Molecule: messenger RNA, 1380 nt
Organism: Syzygium oleosum
Lineage: Eukaryota; Viridiplantae; Streptophyta; Magnoliopsida; Myrtales; Myrtaceae
Product: alcohol dehydrogenase-like 2
Exons: 10
Coding region: 114-1280 (388 amino acids)
Biological process (GO): formaldehyde catabolic process
Cellular component (GO): cytosol
Molecular function (GO): zinc ion binding; S-(hydroxymethyl)glutathione dehydrogenase [NAD(P)+] activity
Source: RefSeq, a predicted model, not a curated record